Messenger RNA from Leishmania mexicana MHOM/GT/2001/U1103, 2559 nucleotides. RefSeq lists its product as hypothetical. The record is from RefSeq and is a predicted model, not a curated record. Bases 1 to 2559 code for a protein of 852 amino acids. The transcript has a single exon. Lineage: Eukaryota; Euglenozoa; Kinetoplastea; Trypanosomatida; Trypanosomatidae.
AUGCCGUCGGUCGAAACGCUGAGCGGCUGCGCUGGCAGUGACGUUGGCGACCUGAACGCCGACAGCGGGCGUCGACCUCGCGCAGGCAAUAUCAUAGCCUCUGAAACGGGUGCUGCAACGGAAGCGCAGCGCCUCCGAUCGGAGGAGGCUGAGGAGAGUAGGGCUGGUCGUGGUGGUUGCGGCGACGGGCGAGGCGAUGCCUCCGUCAGCGCUGCUGACAUCAGCAUUGAUCUAGCCGAUGUGCCUAUUCUCACGAGCUCUCCGCGUCUUCCUGCGAAGUGGGGGACAGGGGACGGCGGUCGUAGCGCUACUGCCAGAGCAACCGACGUUUCUCCGCUGUGUGAGGACGACGUCUUCUCUGCUGAGCACAGUACGGAGGUGCCCUCUGACCGGCUACCAGCCAACGCUGCCCCACUCGACGUGCCGCUCUUGACCACUGUGGAGGAACAGAAGCCGCGCCGCUCGGCGUCCGACAUUCCCGCCGUGGUUGUCCUCCGUCAUCGCAUGGGCUGCAGCAUGGUCGCCCUGACACCGCAUCAGCGAGCGUCCUACAGCCACCACGACCUGGAGAACUUUGUGCUCUACAAGGAACAGAAGUACAAUGCCGUCAACGUUCUCUGGCGCUUCUGCAUUUUGAUGCUGCUCGUGCUCAACCUCUCCGUCUUCUGCCUUGUUCUCUGCGCGUGCACGACGGAGUGGCUGAGCGUGCAGAACAACGACUUGUUCUUGUCCGUCGGGUUGUUCUUCUCGUGCCGCGAUCGGUUUCUGCGCACGUGCACUUCUUGGCAGAGUGCGUGGCUGGAGUGGAUCGUUGUAGACAACGUCACGGGCGCCACACUGUGCCACGCAUCGGAGGGAUUUGUUCGUCGCUUUAUUGGGGUGAUGUGGACGAUGGGCAUUCUGCAGCUCCUGUGCGAGGUGGUGGCGCUGUUUCUGGGCCUGCGGAUUGCAGCUCGGCCGACACGAAGCGGUGCGCUUGUGCUGCUCUUUUUCGACCUUCUGCUGAGCCUAUGCAUAGGCAUUGUGACGGUGAUUCUGUUCGACCUCUACACCUCUUGCGUGCGGCAGACCUGCAAGGGCGAGCACGUGUCCGGUGAUGUAUGCAACGUUCACUACCGCUACGGGUACCGGCUGUACAUCGGCGCCGUCGCCGUGCAUGGGCUGCUGCUCUUGCUCACGCUGUGCAUGCACAGCUACAUCCACAACAUCCGUGUCACGUCGCGCGACCAACUUCGAGCAGAGCGUCACCGGAUCUCCCGCAGUGCUCGGGCUGACGACUACAUUGUACAUAUGAACUCGUCGACAACCUCCAGCGUCACAGGGGAUGCCGCUGGUGGGCGCUGUGCUCGCAGCGCCUGGGACGUCGCACGAACAACCUCGCAGCUUGAUGGUCGUCGGUCGACAAGGCAGCCAAGUAUUGGCACCUCUGUCCCGAACAGUACAACAGCGGCCACCUCCAUUGGUGUCGUUGCAGCCCCUUCGAACAGUCGAAGGCGUGGGGAUCAAGACGGCGGCGCGGAUGAGGGCGCAAACGGUGACGCGCUGCGCAGUGUCAACUCGACUUCAUUGCAGCCAGCAGCACCCGCACCCGAUACAUCCCUCGCCGGUGGCGUGGAUUUCACCCUCCAGUCUGCGCAUCGCGGCGGUGGCUGUGGCAUCGACAAUGCCACGGCGACUGCGUCAACAAGGCCCACUCCUGGCUCGCUUCCACUGCAGCAUGGCGAGAUGCACGUUUCCUUUCUCGGUGUGCCAGACGACACAUAUGACGAUGCAGGCUUUGGGUUGCUCAGUGGCAGCCGAUCUCACCGCCACCGACAGCAUCAGUCGGGGUCAACGCUCUCCUUCAACGAUGGCGGCGCCCGCGCUGCUGCUGCUGGUGCAGCAGCGGCGCCAUUCAACGCCUCAGAUCACAAGACGGACAACAGCUUCGUGACGCGUGGCAGGAGCGUCGGGGCCGCGGUGGCGGCUGACGGCGACAACGACCAGCGUCAGCGUCGUGACUGGCAGCGAGCAUCGCUUGAGGAUUCUUCCCUGCCACGCACGGGUCGUCAGCGCAGCGCUGGACCACAGACGGAGGGGACAGAGUCUUCACUGUCUUCGAAGAAGCAGAAGGGGGGCCUGCCAGACAAGCGGGGUGCAGCGCCGGUCUAUCAGCAAACCCGCAAGCCUCAGCACAAGUUUCUCCGCUUCUUCAACCGUGAGUACGACCCCAAUUACCUUACCGCCGCAGAGCUCGGCGUGCUGAUCUCCGGCGCCACUGACUGGGUCUACGAUGACCGCAGUGACAUGUACUACUCCUUCGACCGCAACAUGUUCUGGGACCCGCUAACGCAGGAGUACUAUAACUGCGCUUUGAAGUCGUGGCAGGAAUCACCCGGGCAGGCCGUGGAGGUGCGUGACAUGUUGGACUACAUACUCGAGAGCCCGGCGAGCAGCCGCAACCGCAGUGGCAGUCGAUUCAAUCACGAGAGCGACGAGGAUUCGCUUAGGCUGAUUGAGAGCCCCACAAGCAUGGCCACCGACGGCGAUGAUGUGAACUCGAGCGGUGGCGUCCAUUAG